AUGCAGAUUACAACUGUAGUGAAUAGCUUGAAAGAGUAGUCAGUAGUGAGUAGUGAGUGACACUUGACAUUUGUUAGCGUGAGUUUGUGGUUGGCGGUCGUCUUUUUCGUGUAUUCAAAGUCUCCUUCGCCGAUAAACACAUCACAAUGUCCCUUCAAGAGCAAUUUGACCAAGCCGCUGCUAAUGUCAAGAAGCUGAAGUCACUACCCAGCGACUCGGACCUCCUUGAACUCUAUGCCUACUUCAAACAAGCCUCAGUAGGUGACGCCGAUCCUGCCAACAAACCGGGCAUGUUCGAUCUUAAGGGCAAGGCCAAGUUUGAAGCCUGGAGCGCAAAGAAGGGGCUUUCAAAGGAGGACGCACAAAAAGCGUACAUCGCUAAAGUAGAAAGCCUUAUCGCUUCCCUUGGUCUACAAUAACUUAGUGUAUAUUCACAAAUAAUUUAAGUUUAUUAUAAGGCAACAAAUAAUUUGUCGAUUGGCAGGAAAUCGAUAGACUGUUUCUAACGCACACAAUGUUGCCAACAUAAUAAUCAAUUUUUUUGUAAAGAAAAUCAAGUGCUCUUCCUUAUUUUUACUUCAGCGAGUUCAAUAAUGUUGAAAGUUUUUUUUACAUUUGUUAUAAAAUCAAUUAUUAUUUCUACAGCUUGUUUUCUAUUUAUUUAUUUGGUUAAGACAUCACAUUAAGGAUAUUUACAAACUUGGUGCUCUUUUAUUGUAAAGCUAAUUCACAUUACUAUUUUGUUAUUUAUAUU
Molecule: messenger RNA, 754 nt
Organism: Danaus plexippus (monarch butterfly)
Lineage: Eukaryota; Metazoa; Arthropoda; Insecta; Lepidoptera; Nymphalidae
Gene: ACBP
Product: acyl-CoA-binding protein homolog
Exons: 4
Coding region: 147-419 (90 amino acids)
Biological process (GO): fatty acid metabolic process
Molecular function (GO): fatty-acyl-CoA binding
Source: RefSeq, a predicted model, not a curated record